GGCCGCGCCCCCCGACCCUGCAGUGCUUCUGCCCCUACAAGGUUUGGGACGCAGUGGGGGAGGGUCUUGGCCCCCGGCUCCGCCCGGUCCCUCCCCGCCUUUUAGGCGCCCGCGCGGCAGGGACAUCCCAGUCCCGCUUGGUGCUCCUCGCCCGCCACCCGUGCGCCCAGUCCGCGAGGCCAGCCCAGUUCUCCCGGUCCUCACUGCCCGCCGGCCGGCCCGUCCCCCACUGCAACCAUGGACGCCAUCAAGAAGAAGAUGCAGAUGUUAAAGCUGGACAAGGAGAAUGCCAUCGACCGCGCAGAGCAGGCCGAGGCCGACAAGAAGCAAGCUGAGGACCGCUGCAAGCAGCUGGAAGAGGAGCAGCAGGCCCUCCAGAAAAAGCUCAAAGGGACAGAGGACGAGGUGGAAAAGUAUUCUGAGUCAGUGAAGGAUGCCCAGGAGAAGCUGGAGCAGGCUGAGAAGAAAGCCACUGACGCUGAGGCAGAUGUGGCCUCCCUGAACCGCCGCAUUCAGCUGGUAGAGGAGGAGCUGGACCGGGCGCAGGAGCGUCUGGCUACAGCCCUGCAGAAGCUGGAGGAGGCCGAGAAGGCAGCUGAUGAGAGCGAGAGAGGAAUGAAGGUCAUUGAAAACCGAGCUAUGAAGGAUGAGGAGAAGAUGGAACUGCAGGAGAUGCAGCUGAAGGAGGCCAAGCACAUCGCCGAGGAUUCGGACCGCAAAUAUGAGGAGGUGGCCAGGAAGCUGGUGAUCCUGGAAGGAGAGCUGGAGCGCUCUGAAGAGAGAGCUGAGGUGGCUGAGAGCCGAGCCAGGCAGCUGGAGGAGGAGCUUCGAACCAUGGAUCAGGCCCUCAAGUCCCUGAUGGCCUCAGAGGAGGAGUAUUCCACCAAAGAAGAUAAAUAUGAAGAGGAGAUCAAACUGCUGGAGGAGAAGCUAAAGGAGGCUGAGACCCGAGCGGAGUUUGCCGAAAGGUCGGUGGCCAAGUUGGAGAAAACCAUCGAUGACCUGGAAGAUGAAGUCUAUGCACAGAAGAUGAAGUACAAGGCCAUCAGUGAGGAGCUGGACAACGCGCUCAAUGACAUCACCUCCCUCUGAGCCUCUCACCAGUGCCGCCCUCGGCCCCCUCUCUUCUCCUUUCCAUUCUCUCUCUGGGAAGCAGGGCCAGCAGGAGGAGCAGAAAUUGCCAACACCGCACAGCCAGGCUGGGUGCAGCCUAGGAGAGCCCCCGCCACAUCCGCUGCCCAUCCUGGCACUUGCUUCAUCCUUCUAUGUCCAUCCACUCCUCCCUCUCCCCGCCGGCCUCCACCGCUCUCUGCUGCUUAAUAAACUCCAUUUGGUCUCCACGCUGUUUUCCUGCCCUCUAAA
Messenger RNA from Odocoileus virginianus texanus, 1362 nucleotides. RefSeq names its product tropomyosin 2 (gene TPM2). Gene Ontology annotation, molecular function: actin filament binding. Gene Ontology annotation, cellular component: actin filament. Lineage: Eukaryota; Metazoa; Chordata; Mammalia; Artiodactyla; Cervidae. The record is from RefSeq and is a predicted model, not a curated record. Gene Ontology annotation, biological process: muscle contraction; actin filament organization.